AUGACCGGCCUCCAGCUAUGCCUCGCUCACUACUGCGACCAACACGGCCCGACCCCGCUGAUGGUCACCGAGGGCCUACCCGUCCCAUGCACCACAUGCUUCGAUAAUGGCCCUGUUGGUUAUGCCGACCAGGAUCAACUCCGACCCCGGACCAGCGUCCCAACGACUGCUGCAUCUCUGAACCAGACAGUGGCCAUGACCGAUGCGCUGCGCCAGAUGCACCUCAACCCCCAUCGCAGCUCGUCUAUGCCCACCUCUGAGAACGAAGCCCAGGUUCAGCGCGCCGCCAUUCUUCGUGCGUCCGCCGCCAAUUCCCCGGCUUCGCCACUGUCGCCUUCAGCCAUCGAGACCCCACCCGAAAGCCCCCGCCGCAUAUCAGAGCAGCAACCGCAGCCACGACGAGACUCGAGUUUCCGCAGAACCUACGACGAAUACGUUACGAAGCGCGCCGGCCCUUGCGAGAAUUGCGCCUUGACGCUACCGCAACGACAGGGCAGCAAGGACAAGGCCGACAUGAAGGCCGAGCGUGGCCCUACUUUGCGCACCCGCGCACCAUAUGCGAGAGUAUACGGGCAGGCAUCGCCGCCAGCCUCGUCUGCUAGCGAUACCGACGGAGAAAGCCAACCAGGACGAAUGCACCGAAGAGCAACGGGCUCCUCCACGACGCGAUCCAGCAUGUCCUCGGGGAGACACACAAGUCAUAUCCACUACCUCGACUAUACCUCGACCCACGAACCACUCAUCCCGUCUUCCUUCUCAAUCGUGCGAUCCUCAUGCCUGCGCACGCUCUCGCUGGAGACUCUCCCUCGUGCGCCCGCAAAUCCUACGCCGAGUGCCUCGCCACAGUCCAGCAACAUGCCCGCCUUUGUCACGACGCACAGCGCCGGGGCGGCAGCGUCUGGUGGUCCCAUCUUCUUCGGAGAUCCAGUCAACGGGUACACGACGGCUUACAUUUUCCGCAUCCCGGAUAUGCACGCUAGAGGACACAAGCGAGUAUAUGCCUUCCUUGCCCUGAGCACGCACAAGGAGCGUCUUGCUAUGAAAACAUUUGGAUUUAUGGCUGCUGCCUUCCGUGAUCUUGCGUCAUGGAUCCAACAGCUGGCGGAAGCCGAAGCCGAGAAGGCAGCCGAGGCUAGUCCCGUGGGAGGCCCGCAACACCACAGCUCUUAUCCCAUGAUGACCAGACCGGACAGAGAGGGACCUGACCGUGGUGGCAGCAGCUUUCUCACUGGAGGCGGCGGCUUCUCAAGGCGAAUGGGUGGCGGUCCCGGAGGGGUCUCGCUCAAGGCCCGUGGCCUUGCUGAGCUCGUCGGUAUGCCCGAUUUCUUCAUCGAACUUCAUGCCAAGUUUGUCAAGCUCAUGCUUGAGCUCGGUGUCGUACUAAGCUCCUAA
Messenger RNA from Colletotrichum graminicola M1.001, 1392 nucleotides. RefSeq lists its product as uncharacterized. The transcript has a single exon. Gene Ontology annotation, cellular component: cytosol. The record is from RefSeq and is a predicted model, not a curated record. The coding region runs from base 1 to 1392 and encodes 463 amino acids. NCBI's taxonomy places the organism in Eukaryota, Fungi, Ascomycota, Sordariomycetes, Glomerellales, Glomerellaceae. Gene Ontology annotation, molecular function: GTPase activator activity. Gene Ontology annotation, biological process: positive regulation of GTPase activity; positive regulation of TORC1 signaling.